Propithecus coquereli (Coquerel's sifaka) is the source of this 2413-nucleotide messenger RNA. It is a transcript of the gene ZNF226, whose product is annotated as zinc finger protein 226. The transcript is spliced from 4 exons. NCBI's taxonomy places the organism in Eukaryota, Metazoa, Chordata, Mammalia, Primates, Indriidae. Bases 29 to 2407 code for a protein of 792 amino acids. The record is from RefSeq and is a predicted model, not a curated record. Gene Ontology annotation, biological process: regulation of DNA-templated transcription.
UGUGCUUCCCCAGAAGGAAGAAUUAAAAAUGAGUAAGUUCAAGGAGGCAGUGACCUUUAAGGACGUGGCUGUGGCCUUCACUGAGGAGGAGCUGGGACUGCUGGACUCUGCCCAGAGGGAGCUGUACCGAGAUGUGAUGCUGGAGAACUUCAGGAACCUGCUCUCAGUGGGGCAUCAACCCUUCAAACGAGAUACAUCACAUAUGGAAAUAGAAAAGAAGCUUUGGAUGAUGAAGACAGCAACCCAAAGAGACAGAAAUUUAGGUAAGAACCAAGCAAUUCUUUCCUGUUGGAGAAUCUGGCAACAAAUUGCAGAUGACUUAACCAGGUGUCAAGACCCCAUGAUAAAUAAUUUUCAGUUUCACAAACAAGUUGAUUUCCCCUGCCAGGUAGGGGUAGGACUGUCUAUUCAAAUUUCUGAAUAUGACAACUAUGUACUAAAUCAUAAAGCAGAUGGUCCCAAUGAUACUGGAAAUUCAGAGUUUCUGACUUUGAGAAGCCAGGAUUCUUUGAGGAAAACUUUCCUGACUGAGUCACAGAAUUAUCAGAAUAGAUAUCAGCAAAUUCCCAUGAAAAGUAAACUGUGUCAGUGUAAACAGGGUAUUGACCCCAUCAGUUGGGUUUCGCGUCACCAUGAUGAUUAUAGAGCACACAAAAGUGAAAAAUCUCAUAGAUCUGAUGAUUAUGGAAGAGACAACGUGAAGAUUUUGACAUUUGAUCAGAAUGGCAUGAUUCACACAGGACAGGAACCUUACCAGUGUAACAAGUGUGAAAAAACCUUUGGUGAUCUUUCCAGCUUUGAUCUUCAACAGCAAUUACAAUCAGGGGAGAAGUCUCUUACAUGUGUCAAGUGUGGAAAAGGCUUCCAUUAUAGCUCAGUUCAUCCUGUUCGGAGAGUUCACGUGGGAGAAAAACUUAAGUGUGUUGAGGGUGGUAGGGAAUUCAAUCAGGACUCACAUCUACAAAACCAUCAGAAAGUCCGUAUGAUCGAGAAACCAUACAAAUGUAAUCAAUGUGGGAAAGGUUUCAGUCGUAGAUCAGCACUUAAUGUUCAUUGUAAGGUCCACACAGGAGAGAAACCUUAUAAUUGUGAAGAGUGUGGGAGGGCCUUCAGUCAGGCCUCUCAUCUUCAGGACCAUCAGAGACUCCACACUGGGGAGAAACCAUUCAAAUGUGAUGCGUGUGGUAAGAGCUUCAGUCGGAAUUCACAUCUUCAAUCCCAUCAGAGAGUUCAUACGGGAGAGAAGCCAUACAUAUGUGAGGAGUGUGGGAAGGGCUUCAUUUGUAGCUCCAAUCUCUACAUUCAUCAGAGGGUCCACACAGGAGAAAAACCCUAUAAAUGUGAGGAAUGUGGUAAAGGCUUUAGUCGGCCUUCAAGUCUUCAGGCCCAUCAGGGAGUCCACACUGGAGAGAAAUCAUAUAUAUGUACUGUGUGUGGGAAAGGCUUUACUCUGAGUUCAAAUCUUCAAGCCCAUCAGAGAGUGCACACUGGAGAGAAACCAUACAAAUGUGAGGAGUGUGGGAAGAGCUUCAGGAGGAACUCCCAUUAUCAAGUUCAUCUAGUGGUCCACACAGGAGAGAAACCCUAUAAAUGUGAGGUGUGUGGGAAGGGCUUCAGUCAAAGUUCAUAUCUUCAGAUCCAUCAGAAGGCCCACAGUAUAGAGAAACCUUACAAGUGUGAGGAGUGUGGGCAGGGCUUUAAUCAGAGUUCACGACUUCAAAUUCACCAGCUGAUCCAUACCGGCGAGAAACCAUACAAAUGUGAAGAGUGUGGAAAGGGAUUCAGUCGUAGAGCAGAUCUUAAAAUUCAUUGUAGAAUCCACACGGGAGAGAAACCAUAUAAUUGUGAGGAGUGUGGGAAGGUCUUCAGGCAGGCCUCAAAUCUUUUGGCCCAUCAGAGAGUCCACAGUGGAGAAAAACCAUUCAAAUGUGAAGAGUGUGGAAAGAGCUUUGGUAGGAGUGCACACCUUCAAGCCCAUCAAAAAGUCCACACUGGAGAAAAGCCGUACAAAUGUGAGGAGUGUGGGAAGGGCUUCAAGUGGAGCCUGAAUCUUGAUAUGCAUCAGAGGGUGCACACAGGGGAGAAACCAUAUAAGUGUGGGGAGUGUGGUAAGUACUUCAGUCAGGCCUCAAGUCUUCAGCUUCAUCAGAGUGUCCACACUGGAGAGAAACCGUACAAAUGUGAUGUGUGUGGUAAAGUCUUCAGUCGGUCUUCACAGCUACAGUCUCAUCAGAGGGUUCACACAGGAGAGAAACCUUACAGAUGUGAGCUAUGUGGUAAGAGCUUCAGUUGGCGAUCAAAUCUUACAAUUCAUCACAGGAUCCAUGUUGGUGAUAAAUCUUAUAAAAGUAAUAGAGGUGGUAAGAAUGUCAGGGAGGGUACACGGGAAAAAAAUUCUAUAAAAUGAUUUUUU